AUGGCCGGGUCAGCCGAUGUCGCUGGCCCACUCCGCGUCUCACAGCGGCGGCCCCUCGCGUGUCGAGAAUGCACCAAGCGGAAAAGAAAGUGCGACAAGCAAAUCCCUUGUUCUAGAUGUCGACGCCUCAAUCUGGAGUGCUCGGUGGAGACAGUGCGACUCCGGCGGAAUACUGUGCAACAUGCAUCUGAGAUCCAAUUCCUAGGCUCAAUAUUGGCGGACCUGGAUACUGGCUCUACACAAAAGCUACCCCAUAUUGCUCAAAGAUUAAAAGAUAGAAUCUCCCAGUUACAGACCGGGCUAUCAUCGUCGCCGACCGAUGAGAAUCCCGCAGGGUUGCUGCAAGAGGAUAUCAAGCAACCGGACCAGUUUGAUGAAAGGCAGGCACUACAUCGACUGGCUGAAGCCCCGACGGAGAAUACAGAUCCACCAAUCCUUACAGCAAUAGAGCAUCUUGCUUGGGGUCGGAAUUCUGCAGGAUGUUUCCCCCACAGGCGAUGCGCCUGCCAAUAUCGUCGAGAUAAUCCGGAUAUGCUAUCGAUGAAUAGCGGAUCUUUCCAAAUACAUGGAUCCGCCUUAGAGUCCUUAGUAUUCGUGCCUAUGUCAAACGACGCUAAAAAACUCAUCAAAUUUCAUAUUGGCCAUUUGACCUGGCAUCACAAUUGCUUCCAUGGAGAGACAUUCCUAGAACAAUGUGAUUUGUUCUGGAGUACAGGAAGAUGUGACAAUCCUCUUUGGAUUGCACUCUACCUCUCUGUCUUGAGUUGUACGGUCAACUCAAUCCAAAAUAGCAGAAAGCUUAAAACCCUGCUUGACAUUGACCUCGACAGUAUGCAAACCGCACAGCAGCUUUUCUCAGCCAUGGUUCAAACGUUGUAUCAUUCGCAUUUCCUAAAUAACCUUUCCAUCUGCUCUGUGCAAGCUAUCGUCAUAUCAACGGAGGUUGCGCAUAAUCUCGGUCUCAGCCAACUCAACGCAACGAUGUUCAAUGCUGCCGUUCGAAUCGCUGAGUGUUUAGGGCUUCACAAAAUCAAAGACCAUCCAUCAUCAUUGACACAGACCCGAGAUCAAUGGGAAGAACGCGUGGAGCGAGAAGUUGGACGGCGAGUGUGGUGUCAAAUGAUCAUCCAGGACCAUUUCGCUAUCCCCUUUACGGACACUUAUAGCAUUUCUCCUUUGCAUUACUCCACCGGCCGCCCUCUUAAUGCAGAUGAGCAGAAUCUCAGCGAAUUGCCCACCAAUAUCCCCACCAUCAGCACCUAUGUGCGGGUGCUCGUUGAGCUAGCCGCUCUGAUGCCGGAUCUAGUCGAUGGUCUUGGCCCGAUGAGCAAGCGCAAGUCUCGUCGCGAGCAAUACGAACAUAUACUGCAAGUUGACCAGAAGAUGAGAGCCGUUGUUAAAGAUAUACCAUCUUUCCUUUUGCGACCCGACAAGGCCAAAGAGUCAAAGAUCCCCUGGCUUAGCAUUGUCCGUCGAAGUCUUGCCAUUACGGCGGCUGAAAAGAUUAUCAUGAUACACCGGCCGUUUCUAUUCCGCUCAUUCCACGAUCCAAACUAUGGCCACUCAAGGCGUACCUGCAUUGCAGCUGCGAUGACAAUCCUGCGUGAACAUGAAACAAUCGCCAAGGAGGAAGAUCUGUCAAUCUGGACACACACUGCAUUUGCUAUUACUGCUGCCGUCAUUCUAUGCUUUGAGGUAAAUGCUACCGUGGAAAACCCCUCUGAUGGGAAAGUAGAGAUGUACAGAGAGGCCGUUCUAUCUGCACGUGAACGCCUCGCUUUAAGAAAUCAUGAUUUGCUCGCCCAGCGUGGAGUCGCUCUUAUCGACGCGAUUUUGAUUGCUGAAGAGGCCCACUUUGGAGCUAGAGAAAGGAAACGUGGCGCCCACAUUGACUUUAACCGGAUCUUUGCCAACUAUUCAACAUUGAGCCGAGUCAUUCUCAACCCCGAUGACGACAUGGCGUUUGGCAAGUUCACCGGUAACAGCCCGGACGACUUCCGGAGCGUGGAGUCCAAUGAGAUGCAGUUCUCCUGGAAUCAAGACGAGAUUGACUUUGAUAUCUGGUUUAAUGGCAUUUUCAACGACCUUCAGCCAUCUCCUUUGUCGUGA
Messenger RNA from Penicillium cataractarum, 2109 nucleotides. RefSeq lists its product as uncharacterized. The record is from RefSeq and is a predicted model, not a curated record. The coding region runs from base 1 to 2109 and encodes 702 amino acids. Gene Ontology annotation, molecular function: zinc ion binding; DNA-binding transcription factor activity, RNA polymerase II-specific. NCBI's taxonomy places the organism in Eukaryota, Fungi, Ascomycota, Eurotiomycetes, Eurotiales, Aspergillaceae. The transcript is spliced from 2 exons. Gene Ontology annotation, biological process: regulation of DNA-templated transcription.